AUGUCGGGUUCAACUUCGCCAGCGCGAAUCGGCCGCAAACUUUCCACCACGAAAAUUGCCAGGCAGUUAGCAGGACUCGGUCUCCGAUCUGAUGACAUAAUGGAUCAAGGUGAGACGGCUCGUCACGAGGGUCGAUUUGUGUUCGAGUGUAGCUGGGAGGUGGCAAACAAAGGUAUUUACUUUUAG
Messenger RNA from Haemonchus placei, 186 nucleotides. NCBI's taxonomy places the organism in Eukaryota, Metazoa, Nematoda, Chromadorea, Rhabditida, Trichostrongylidae. The record is from the annotation of a GenBank genome assembly.